CUGCAGUCAGCACCGCCCCGAGGGGCCGUCCGGGGCGGAACGGCCCCCCAGCGCCCUCCCCGGCCCAGGCCAUGACCCCCGCUGCUCUCUCUUGCAGGCUGGUUGCCGCGACCACCCGAGUCCGGCCGCCACCAGCGCCCGGACGGGCCCCGCGCGCCCCGUGUGCGGCUCCGCAGUGAGCCCACCCAAAAGCGACCCACAAGUAUGUGCUGAACCUCCAUUUCCCAGUAUCAGCAGCAGACAGCACACCCUGCCCUCAUCGUACGCCUGCCCUGUGCCAUGCGCCACUCUUCUCUGGAGUAUUUUACAGCUGAGUCCUGACAUUGAUUGAUCUGUGAGGACUCCAUCGCAGGCGGAGGCGGAGGCGUCGACAUGGGGCUUAAGCUGUCCUGUCUGAAAGGCUUUAAAAUGUGUGUCAGCAGCAGCAGCAGCCACGAUGAGGCUCCUGUCCUGAGCGACAAGCACCUGGAUGUGCCCAACAUCAUCAUCACCCCCCCGACCCCCACGGGCAUGAUGCUGCCAAGGGACUCCAGGAGGACAGUCUGGCUGGAAGAGACGGGGUCAUGUCCGGAGGAUGGAGAAAUAGACCCUGAAGCCUGAGAAGGAAGAACAGGUCUGGGAUUUGUUGGCUCUGGCUCUGGCUCUGGUCAUCCCUCGUUCCACGUGUCCCCGGUGCGAUGUAGCCGCCUGGGACAGAAGUGCUGAGUAAGCCGGAUGGGAGAGUGAUUUCAGCACCUGACCAGGAGAAGUGUGGCAAGAUGAGCCAGGGACCAGCCCUGCACGCUUGCAGACUACACAUUCUUGCUGACCCCAGGGCCAUGGUGAUGGCCAUCAGGGUGCCAGGGAGAGGCUCUCUUCUGGACACACACACACUCCCUGCACCCUGGACCACGCAGACGGUGCUCAGGAGAUCAGCACACACAAGAACUUCUUGGAAAGGAGUGGCUACAUUUUUUACAAGUUGUUUUACAGAUCUCAAAACAGUCCAAAAGUGAUUUAUAAUUUUUUUUGCAUUAUAAAUAAAGAUCCUCUGUAACGAA
This is a messenger RNA of Myotis daubentonii (Daubenton's bat), 1040 nucleotides long. It is a transcript of the gene CLMB, whose product is annotated as chromosome 15 C16orf74 homolog. The record is from RefSeq and is a predicted model, not a curated record. NCBI's taxonomy places the organism in Eukaryota, Metazoa, Chordata, Mammalia, Chiroptera, Vespertilionidae. The transcript has 5 exons. The coding region runs from base 373 to 600 and encodes 75 amino acids.